CUGCAAAGCAAGUCUGUUUCGGUGGAAUGAAAAAAAAGAAACCUCCCACAGAUCCACAAUGGUCCCCACCCACUCUCCUAGACAGGUUAAAAAGGGAGCAAGGUGAUCAUUUUUCUUGGAGCGGUUCACUAGAACAGAUACUUUUAAGUUUGGUUCCCAGUGAAAUUUUACACAUAAUGAAAUCGUGAAAAAAAACAAGCAAAUCCUUCAAAAUUUUCAAAAGACCUUUUGAUCUGAGGUGAACUAUCUGCUGCUGCUUUCAGUAUAUGACAAUAAAAAUCUUCUAAAAUGGCAUUCAAACUAACAUUGUUAGCAUUUAACACUGAAUAAAGCACAUGAGGUGUCCCUGAGGGGAUCAUUUAUGAAGAGAUACCUUUUCUAAACGAAAACAAGGAAAAAGAAAUGGCUGAUCCCAUAUUGAAAAAAACGUACACUUGGUAUUUGAACAAACCAGGCAACGCUGUUAAUGAUUGCCCUGAACUUAAAGAUUACUCUGAAGAUCAGACAUUCUCGGAUUAUUUGAGUCCUUCAACAGUGCCUCUUCAAACCGAUGGAUUUAGUUACGAGUGGUCAAGAGAAGAACAUGAGAGCACACACAAAGACUUCACAUUACUAUUCAGAGCAAGACCGACCUGUGAACGAGUUCCUGAAGUCAUAACAGAGGAAAACAGGAUAAGAUUAGACUACUGGCAGUAUAUUAAAGAGUUUGUCUUUUUUGGUGGGUCACAUAAAGAAGGAGCAGUAGUUGCUCCUGACCCAGCUUGGAUCGAUGAGGCACAUAAUAAUGGAGUAGGGAUAUUCGGCACAGUUUUUUUGUCACCUCUACACUUUGGGGGAGAUCGGAACAACAUUGCAGAACUGGCAAAAUCAGAGAUCCUACAGAAACUGGUGGACAUUGCCCACCGAUUAAACUUUGAAGGGUGGUUUCUGAAUGUCGAAAGCUUUGAGGACUAUACAGAGCCCUUUUUACAAGACCUGAAAUUGUCACUUGAAAACAUGGAUCCCAAGGGUAAACAAAUGAUUUGGUAUUUACCCAGAUGUGCUAAAAACUUUGACCCAAAAAGAGAAGGAGUAACAAUGACAUGUGAUGAUAAAAUCAGUAAUAUAGCAAAAGCCUUUAAGGAGGAAAGUGAGAGAAAGUUGUAUUUGGAUUUUAAGGUGUUGACUGAUUUAUUAAAGACUUCUGAGAAAUACAUAAUGUUUGCAGAUGAACCCUAUUGGAAUAUUAGACUAAAAGACAAAGAAUAUUUAGUUGAGCUUGACAGAUUUCUAGAUGCGCAGAAUUGCCUUCAGCAGCUUUUUCUAGGUCAAUAUGGCCUGCAAAGUAAACCAGCGGUUUGGUAUGGAAUUGCUAAAUAUGCAAUGGAAAGAAAACGGAUAAGCAAAGACUAAAGAGAUGUUUAGGAGAUUGGUUUACCCCAACAGGUUCAAACCAAGCAUAACUGAGGCUUUAGGGCUACACGUUAUUACGAAGAAAAAAAAAAGACAUUGCGAUAUUUAGUAUGACUGCGAUAUAGAUUACAAUAUGAAAAUCAUUUCACAAGAUGACUUCUAUUUAGAAAUAAUUCCUGAUUUUAUAUUGAUUGGGAGGGUUUAUAAAAUAUAAUAAACAAAAUACAAGGAUAGACUAAUAGUGUUAUGAAAGUGUUUUAAUAGGAGUGAUAGUGUUUUAUGGUUUUCUGUGCAAUUUAUUAAAAUGUUUCAAUAAUCAAAUGUAAAAGAACACUACAUUUGUCAUUGUAUAAAUGAUUCAGUAGCCAACAAUUUAUAUUUUAAAAGUUCAACUUUGUUAUGACCUCACAAAAAGUUGCAUCUUCUGAACGGUUUAAUUAUAAUUCCAACUUGACAUUGCAGAUACUGCAAUGUAACUUUUGUGGAUUGUCAUAUUGUGUAAUCAACGUUGAAACAAUAUAUUGUGCAGCCCUAUGAGGCUCAAUCUUGUCUUUCUCAAACAUUAUGUGAUACAGCACAUUAACCAGCUUCCAUAAAUUAAUUUUAAUGGUGUAGGGUUUUAUUAGUACUCACAACCUAAAAUCAGAUGUUUGUUUUUUCUAAGUAGUAAUAAUUUGCGAUACAAAUCGAAUGCAAUUUCAUUGGUGAAAAAUCUUUUCCUGUUGUUUACUAUUAUACUAUUACUACUUACUACUGAAAAAUCUUGCAAGUAUAUUGCAUGUACUCCAUUAACCUUACUAUAUAUGGUUAUAUUGAAAAUAUGAAAUUCAAUAUUCUCUGUAAACUGUGUCAGACAAUAUUAAACAAGAUGUGUAAAUUGCAAAAUGUGUAAAUGAUUAUGCUCAAUGGUAAUUUUUUUUUGCAUGUGCUUCAGACCAAAACAUUUAUCCUGUCAUAUACAUUUUAGAAACAUUUUCAGUGCAUGUAUAAAUAAGACUAUGGGUUGUAUGUUGUGUAUUAUUGUUUUUUCUUGUAAACGUAUUUCUUGUAUAAUUGUGUUUAUAUCACCAAUGUGAUUGCUUGGAGUCACAAAAAACAAGCUCAUAAACAAUUAAUAAAUAAUUACUGAGUUUAUUGAAUUACAAAUAAUUUAAAACCGGUAGCGUGAUCAGUAAAUCUCCAUGGGUCGUUUGCGUUUUUACAGAUCCUCCGUCGGAAAACGUAGACGACUGUUAAGAUGGAAAAAGACACUUUACACAAAAUAUUCCAUAUUCUUAAAGAGCUGUUAUAAACGGCUAAAAAAAUGAUUACUCAUCAAAAUGCAGCCUGCAGGGUAGUCAAAUAUUUACACCCAUAUAUUACAGCAAAAUUACACACAUUCAGUGACAUGAGCUCCGUUCGGUUACUGUAUAGCCCUCCAACAAUCACACACAACAUUUGUGCUUAAAACGACUUCAUCAGCAU
Messenger RNA from Danio rerio (zebrafish), 2856 nucleotides. NCBI's taxonomy places the organism in Eukaryota, Metazoa, Chordata, Actinopteri, Cypriniformes, Danionidae. The record is from RefSeq and is a predicted model, not a curated record.